Messenger RNA from Sarcophilus harrisii (Tasmanian devil), 552 nucleotides. RefSeq names its product protein phosphatase 1 regulatory subunit 16A-like. The record is from RefSeq and is a predicted model, not a curated record. The transcript has 2 exons. NCBI's taxonomy places the organism in Eukaryota, Metazoa, Chordata, Mammalia, Dasyuromorphia, Dasyuridae. Bases 1 to 462 code for a protein of 153 amino acids.
AUGAACAUUGAUUCAGUAAUACUGGCAGCAGCAGCAGUGAAGGAGGCAGCAGUGAAGGAGGCAGCAGUGACUUCUAAAGGUCUCACUCAGCACAUAGAUUUGAAUGGAUUUUCAGGGCCCCCCAGCAGGCACCUGUACUCCAAGAGGCUGGACCGAUGUGUCUCCUACCAGCUGUCCGCCCAGGAGCCAGCCGGGCCCGGACCCCUCACUCGGGACAAGGCGCACCACACCCUGGCUGAUCUGAAGCGCCAGCGGGCCGCCACCAAGCUACAGCGUCCUGUGACUGAGGACCUUGUGGGGUCAGGGAGUGAGGGGCUGCCCUGUGCUGAAGCCCAGCCCUCUGGACUCCCUCGAACACCAGUCUACUACACUGCAGCGAGUGGAGACCCUCCCCUGCUGAAGCUGACCGCCCCCACCGAAGAGGCCCCGGCUGAGAAGAGGCCCUGCUGUGGCAUCAUGUGAGGGGGAUGGGCGUCAAGGGGCCUCAGGCCAGUAGGCUUGCUUCCUCUCUCUUCCUUUUAUCUCCCAGGGAAAGGGGAUGGAGCUACUCCC